GCGGCGGAGGCUCCGGCGGCCCCUCCUGGCGGUGCGGCGGCGGCGGCGGCGCCCCGGGCCCCUUCCCGCCCCCCCGCGCGCCCUCCCCUCCCCCGGCGCCGCGGGGACCAUGAGGCCCCGCGCCCCGCGGCCGGCGAGCGAGUGACCCGCGGCCCCCGCCUCAGCCCGCCGGCCCGGCCGCUCCCCCCCGCCUCGCGCAGGCAAUGACAGCGGCUCCGGCGUCCCCGCAGCAGAUGAGGGACCGGCUGCUGCAGGCCAUCGACCCCCAGAGCAACAUCCGGAACAUGGUGGCGGUGCUGGACGUCAUCUCCAGCCUGGAGAGGUUCCCCAUCACCAAAGAGGCGCUAGAGGAGACACGACUGGGCAAGCUCAUCAACGAUGUGCGCAAGAAGACACAGAAUGAGGAGCUGGCGCGCAGGGCCAAGAAGCUGCUGCGGAGCUGGCAGAAGCUCAUCGAGCCCGCGCCUCAGGCUGAGGUGGCCAUGCGGGGACUGGCCAGCGCCCCAGGCUCGGCCAACGGGGGUGCACACAACUGUCGGCCUGACGUGGGGGCCGCUGGCACAGCCAAGGGCCUCCAUGACCUGAGGAGCCGCAACGACAUCCAGAGACUGCCGGGGCCGCGCCUGGACCGGCUGGGCACCCGCAAGCGCCGUGGGGACCAGCGUGACCUCGGGUUCCCGGUGGCCCCUCCCAAGGUCUCCAAAGCCAGCCACGAACCCUUGGUCCCCAAUUCCUCCCCUCUCCCCACCAACGGUAUCGGCAGCAGCCCAGAGAGCUGCUCCGGGCCCCAGGACGGCAGUGGGCACCUGGGCCCUGAGGUCAGCCGCCUGGAGGCUGGUGAGGGUGAGUCGGCAGGGGGUAAGAUCCCAGUCAACACCGUGCGGCCACACACCAGCUCCCCAGGUCUGGGCCAGCCCCCAGGGCCCUGCCUGCAGACCAGGGCCGCACUGCAGCUGGACCGCGUGGACCUCGCCCCCGGGCUGCCUCACCCAAAGGGGCUGCCUCGCUGCUCCUUCAGCCCCCGGAACUCAAGGCACGAGGGCCCAGCGCGGCAACGGAGUCCCUACACAUCCAAGGGCCGCCUGUCCAGCCCUGCACUGCGGUCACAGGCACUUGACACAGUCUUGCAGGUGCCAUCCCCGCUGCCAUCAGCCUAUCCAUCCACGCCCCCCGUGCGCCGGCUCGAGCUGCUGCCCAGUGCCGAGAGCCCUGUGCGCUGCCUGGAGCAUCCCGAAGGCCACCCACGGCUGCCGCCCACUGCCGCCGAGCCCCUUCUGCCCCGGGCCGGCUUUUCCCCAGACUCCUCCAAAGUGGACAGUGACGCAGCCUCGUCCUGCGGGGGCAGCGGAUUGGAUAGCAGGAAGAAGAAGCGGUACCGGCCCCGCGACUACACAGUGAACUUGGACGGCCAGGGGGCCGAGGCAGGCGUGAAGCCUGUGCGGUUAAAAGAGCGGAAGCUCACCUUUGACCCUAUGACAAGACAGAUCAGACCUUUGACCCAGAAAGAGCCCGCGCAGGCGGACAGCCCUGUGUCCCCUGAGCAGCCCCGCACAGAGCUGGCUGGGCCCGAGGCCAAGGGCAGCGUGCAGAGCCCCUUCGAGCAGACGAACUGGAAGGAGCUGUCGCGCAAUGAGAUGAUCCAGUCGUACCUGAGCCGGCAGAGCAGCCUGCUAUCCUCGUCGGGCGCCCAGACCCCCGGUGCUCACCACUUCAUGGCCGAGUACCUGCGUCAGGAGGAGAGUGCCCGGCGCCAUGCCCGCCAGCCUCACGUGCUGGAGCCCGCGCCUGGCCCGCCUGUCCAUCUCCCAGGGCUGACGCGGGAUGUGACCCUGGACGACGUGGAGCGGCUGCAGGGCCGCCCAUGGCCGGGGGUGAAUGGGUGUCGGGACACACAGGGUAACUGGUACGACUGGACGCAGUGCAUCGCGCUUGACCCGCACGGGGACGAGGGUGGGCUCAACAUCCUGCCUUAUGUCUGCUUGGACUGAUGGCGGCCCGGGCCUGUGCUCUUCCCUCAGACUUCUUUUGUGAAAUGCUGCUACCAGUUUGCUAACGUGAUGGCAAAGAAGGCCCCAUGGCAGGAAGGCAGGCCGGGAGCUCAGAGCUCCACCACAGACCAGCUGGAACGAAUGUCCGUCCCCACGUGGACAUGGUGCAGAGCCCCCAGCACCUGCAGGCACAGCCCUAGUGGCAGACAGGCCCAGAUAGGCUGCAGGCAGGUUUCGGCAGGGCAGCUGGCAACCCCUGCUGCGGGUCCCCCCAGCGCCAGAGGUCAGACCCACACUCCAUAGCACCCACACAUUUGUUUUCAGUUCAGUUCCAUCCAUUUCCAAAGCAAUGCCGCAGAGAUGGAUGUCUCCUAGUUUGUUCGAACCCUUUGUCCCCUACCUCCCUUUCCUGUGCCCCCUUCUAGAAAAGCCAUCUUUCUAGAGCCCCUCCCCGCCAUCCCCACACACAGCAAAGUGGGUGCUAUUGGUGUGUGGGCCUCUGUGGGCUAUGCCUUGUCUGCGCUGGAACACUCGUAACCAUUCCUUUAGAUUCGUUUGCCUUAUGGUUCCCCAACAUAAACAAGGAGCCUUAGUGAAUGUACAGUACCUAGACUUCUGUGUUCUCUGCACGCAGAAGGAGCAACUUUGCUAUUUGGUCCAGUAAGUGGACAUCUUGUGAUAUAAACGUGGAAAUAAAAAACCAUUUGCACAAACUAGUCUGAGACUCAUUUCUCAUUUGCCCCAUAAACAGUGACACCCCUCCCCCGCAACCCGCGUUCACCAGCCCAGGGGGUUGUGGGACCUUCAGGAGUCCUGUCUGUGCAGCUUUGCCUGCCAACUGAUGCCGCCCAAGUCCAGAGAGAAGUCCCAGGCCAUGUAACAUGUGAAACUCUGGCCAUUCAGUGUCACCCUGAGAGAGUGCCUUCUUGCCCCCGUGUACUGGAUGUCACAGAUGAGUGCCCCCAGCAGCAGUGGCCCUAGUGCAGGGUGCACAGGGCCGGGAGGCUGUAGGCUCGCAGCAGGGUAGCCAGGCCAGGUGGUCCAGCCCAACACAGUGGGGUGAGAGGAUGAUGUGCCCCAGUGUCGCUGUCUGCCGCCUUGCAGUGCGCCAAGCAGUGAUGGGGGGAUUCUAACGGGAUUCCGACAUUCCUUCCCCCAGCCCGCCGCCCUCCGGACGAGACUGGGAGCAGCCCGAGGUCAUUUCAGGGCAACAGACUCGCCACGGCCGCUGCCCUCAGCGGCUGCUCCCGCAGCUCCGACCUCCGGCCCUCGGCCACGCCACUGCAGGCCGCAGAGGACCUCGGGCUUGACCCGCGACCCCCGGCCCCGCCGGGCGAACCCUCGCACCGCCCACUCGGACUGCUGCCCCGGGAACCCCGGGUCGCCCUGGCUCGGCCGCAGGUCUGCAUCCUCCUUCCGCUUCCGGGACCCGCCCUGCCCCGGAAGCGCGUCGAGGGCUGGUGCGUCUGCGGCGCGCGGCGGUGACGCGCGCGGGCGGCGGCCAAUGGGAGGCGGUGG
Messenger RNA from Sorex araneus (European shrew), 3506 nucleotides. RefSeq names its product mediator complex subunit 26 (gene MED26). Lineage: Eukaryota; Metazoa; Chordata; Mammalia; Eulipotyphla; Soricidae. The record is from RefSeq and is a predicted model, not a curated record. Gene Ontology annotation, cellular component: core mediator complex; nucleus; mediator complex. Gene Ontology annotation, molecular function: transcription coregulator activity. Gene Ontology annotation, biological process: positive regulation of gene expression; regulation of transcription by RNA polymerase II. The transcript is spliced from 3 exons. The coding region runs from base 204 to 1988 and encodes 594 amino acids.